UCCUUGCGAAAGUACGGCGCCGCGCCUGUCUGCAAGUACUUGACCAAGAACGAGGACGGCGUGUCCAUCACCCCUCUGGGCUUGAUGGUCCAGGACAAGGUCUUCAUGGAUUGCUGGUGCUACAUGAAGGACGCGGUGUUGGACGGUGUUAUCCCCUUCAACAAGGCCUACGGGAUGACGGCGUUCGAGUACAUGGGCACUGACGCUCGGUUCAACAGGGUGUUCAACGAGGCCAUGAGGAGCCACUCCACCAUCCUCAUCAGGAAGCUGCUCCAAAUCUACCGCGGCUUCAACGACGUCAAGGUGCUCGUCGACGUCGGCGGCGGCACCGGCGGCACCCUCGGAUUGAUCAUCUCCGAGUACCCUCACAUCAAGGGCGUCAACUUCGACCUGCCUCAUGUCAUUUCCGACGCACCACCCUGCCCAGGCAUAGAGAAUGUCAGUGGGAACAUGUUCGAGAGCGUACCGACCGGGGACGCCAUUUUUAUCAAGUGGAUUCUUCAUGAUUGGACUGACGAGCACUGCUUAAAGUUACUGAAGAACUGCUGGGAAGCUUUGCCGCAGAAUGGAAAAGUGAUUGUGGUGGAAAGUAUUGUGCCAGAAUUGCCAAAGCCGACGCCGGAAGCCCAAAAUGUCUGUCUUGUAGAUAUUGUGAUGUUGACUGCCAAUCCUGGAGGCCGAGAGAGGACCGAAGAGGAGUUCCAAGAGUUGGCGAGGGAGGCUGGCUUCUCAAGAUUCAAUUUCACAUAUGUGUUUGCUGGUUCUUGGAUCAUAGAAUUCACCAAGUAGG
Molecule: messenger RNA, 790 nt
Organism: Musa acuminata AAA Group (dessert banana)
Lineage: Eukaryota; Viridiplantae; Streptophyta; Magnoliopsida; Zingiberales; Musaceae
Product: caffeic acid 3-O-methyltransferase-like
Exons: 4
Coding region: 85-789 (234 amino acids)
Biological process (GO): methylation
Molecular function (GO): O-methyltransferase activity; S-adenosylmethionine-dependent methyltransferase activity
Source: RefSeq, a predicted model, not a curated record